Molecule: messenger RNA, 722 nt
Organism: Xenopus laevis (African clawed frog)
Lineage: Eukaryota; Metazoa; Chordata; Amphibia; Anura; Pipidae
Product: serine/threonine-protein kinase mig-15-like
Exons: 3
Coding region: 104-412 (102 amino acids)
Source: RefSeq, a predicted model, not a curated record
ACUUCUAUUUGUUAUAUCAUGCCUGUUUGUGAGGUUGCCUAUGUGAGCUAAAGGGAUUUCUAUUAUUCCACUCCAGGAUGAAGACUCAGUCUGCAGGGAGCUGAUGUUUCUCCAGCAGUUCAGCGGCCACAAGAACGUCGCCUCUUUCUUUGGAGCCUACUACAGGGCUCCACUCACGGAGUGCUCAUCGGAGCUCUUGGAAAUUGCUCUUGAAUACUGUGGUGGCGGUUCUCUCCACAACCUCAUCAACAAGACCAAUGGCCAAUCCCUGAAGGAGACCUGGAUUGGUUAUGUCUGCAAGGAGGUUUUAAAGGGUCUGCACCACAUCCACAAGAACCGGGUCGUUCAUAAAGACAUAAAGAGCCUGAACAUCAUGCUCACAGAGACGGCCAAAGUGAAGAUCAGUGAGUAAAACUUACAGUUAUAAUGGAGUAAUGGAUGGUGGGGAGCUUCUGUGAAUUUGGAGUCAGGGGGUUUCAUAAUUCAGGUUUCUAUCUUAUUGUGGUCAAACAAAUUAUUUUCCAUUAAUAUAUUCUAUCUGUCAUUUCAGUCGACUUUGGAAACAGCUGGAACCUGGACCCGCAAACUGGAUUGUGCCACGAAGCGGAAGGGACUCCACAUUGGAUGGCACCCGAGACCAUAAGGCAGAAGGGUCAGCGCCUGGCGUACGACACCAAAGUAUGUUGUACUUAUAAUACUUGUAACAACACUGAGCAUUUACC